CCUCCACCUUCCCUUUGUCCUGUUUCUGCAGAAUUCCCCCUGCAAACAAACAAAACCCAAGACCUUUCUCACUAAAUCCCUUAUAAUUAUAAUAUUAUUAUUCAAGGGACAAAGUAAACGAACCCUAGGUGAUUCAAAGAGAAGGGGAGGGAGAGAGUGGAGCUUCACCUUCAAUUUAUUCUAAUGGAGUCUCUCUCACGUCCUUUUCACAGAAGAAAACUGUCAAAUGCCAAUAGUUUCUCCGGUAAGAACGCCUACGACGGAGUCUUUUCCGGCCACCGACCCAAGUUCGACGGAGUUCCGGCUGUUAACGUUGAUGAGUACCGUGAGAUUUUUAGCAGCGGUCAAGCUGCUUCUUCGAUUCCGGUUCUUGAUCUUUCAACUUUACAAGAAUCGUCUGAUGGUUCAAAUUUGGAACUUGGGAGUACGAAGCCAGAUUACAGUAAGAUUUUUGGUGGAUUUCGUGACGAAGACAUCGCUGUUUCUUAUGAAGAGUUGGUUGCUCGAGAUAAAGCUAGGGCUCGAUUGUCAUCAAGCCAAAGCUCUCAAGAUCUUGAUGAUGAUCUAAAUAAUCAAUCUUUUGAUGCAUUGAAGCAAUUUAACAUGUCAUAUAACAAGAUCAAUCCAAGGAGUAAAGAUGGAUUAGAUGGGAAAACAACAACACAUGUGACACAAUUACAUGUUGUUCCUGGAUUUACUUGUUUUAUAGAUGAAUCGGCUUCUCAACUAAAAAAGGAAACCAAGAAGCAAAAAUCAUCUGUAUCAAAUAAAGUUCAUUCACCUGAGAAACAAACUUCACAAACUGCUGUUGAAUCUAAAAGUGAAUAUCAUCAAGAGGAAUCAUUAUCUGAUGAUAAAAAGAUUGAUCUCAAAUCACAUUCCUCCAAACUUUCAUCACCAAAGAUGGAACUUGAGAAGCAAAAAGCAUCUAUAGUGAAUAAAGUUCAUUCUCUUGAGAAAAAAACUGCUGUUGAAUCUAAAGGUAAAGAUCUUCAAGAUGAUAAAAAAGAUAACUCUAAAGUAUCAUCAUUGCCUAUAGCUUCAGCAUUCAAUACUAAAGCAGCUUCACAAACAAAGGUGGAAACUGAGAAGAAAAAAUCAUCUGAAACAGAUAAUAAUGUUCAUCCGAUAAAUUUCAUCAAGGGAGAUUUUCCUGAGAAAAAAGCUGUUGAAUCUAAAAGUAGAAAUCAUCAAGAUGAAUCCUUAUCUGAUGAUAAAAAGACUGAUCCCAAAUCACAAUCAUUACCAAAGAAGGAAAUUGAGAAGCAAAAAGCAUCUAUACCAAAUGAAGUUCAUUCUCUUGAGAAGCAAACUUCAGAAACUAUCAUUGAAUCUAAAGGAAAAGAUCAUCAAGAUGAUAAAAAUGUCAAUCUCAAAUCAUAUAAUUCCAAAGUAUCACCAUCACUUACAGCUUCUGCAACAAAUGGUGAACCAAUACUUCAAUCAAAGAAGGAAACUGAUAAGAAAAUAUCAUCUGAAACAGAUGAUGAUUUUCUUAAGAAACAAACUUCACAAAGUGCUGUUGAAUCCUUAUCUGAUGAUCGGUUCUCUAAGAAAUUUGAGGCUGAUUUCAAGUUACAUUCAUCAUCAUCAUCAUCGCCACCUGCAACUUCAGCAACUAAUGUAAAUACAUGGACAUGGAAAAGUGAUGCUCCUGGAGCAUUUUCUUCUACUUGCUUUGAUGAAGAACUUGAUGUCAAUUCGGUUGCUGGUGCUUCUGCAGCUGCUUUAAGAAAAGCAAUAGAAAAGGCUCAAGAAAGUAUACGUAUUGCAAAGGAAGCAGUGGGUAGAAAGAAAGAAGGUCUUAAAAGCUUUUCAAGCAAAAGUUUCAAAGAUAGCUUGAAAGUUAAAGCUGCUAGAGUGGAAAAUGUAACCACAGGUGAAGAACAGAAAGAAAAAGACAAUUGGAUUAAAGAAAUCUUUAAAGCUAGAAUGACAAAUGUAAGUGCAUCACAAGUUUCUUCAAAUCAUAAGCAUGGAGACACAGUAGUUUUUUCAGAAUCUACAGAUGUUGAGAAGCUUUUUGGUGUCAAAAAGGUUAUAAAUGAAAUUCAUGAGAAAAGUUUGGAAACAGAAAAGAACUCUGAGAUACCAAUGAGAUCUUCUCAUGAGUUAAAAGAUGAUAAGAUUGUUUGUGAUUCUAAUGAAAAAGCUGUAGAACAUGCAACAAGGUCUUCUGAAGAGAUUGAAAAUGAAUCUUUGAAGAAAGAUAAUCAGAGAGAAAAUGGUUUUUUUGUACUUGAAAAUAUAGAGUCGAAGGAGAAUAAAGAUGAGGUGGGACCCAGUAGUUCUAAUAAGCUUCCUGAAGAAACCAACAACUUAGCUUUGUAUCAGAAGGUGGAAGAAGAAGAGAAGAAAACAUCUCAUGAUUAUGAUGAAAAUUGUUAUGAGAAGAGAUUCAGUGAAGCAUUAGGGUUAUUGGAAAAUACAAAGCAGGAAGUUGUUGAAGAAGAACACAAUGAGGAAGUAGUAAUAAUUGCAGAGAUUCAUGAAUCAAAUAGUGAUGAUGAAGCAAGUGAGAAAGUGGUUGAGGAAGAAAAGGAAGUGAAAGAGGAAAGUGACACUGAAAGCCACAUUGAAGAAGAAGACAAUGAAGAAAGCGAAAGCAUCCAUAGCUUCCAUGUUUCAAAUCGUAUUGAAAUCGAUACCAAAGUUGAGGAAUCAAGUCAAGCAGUUGAUGAUGUCAGCAAUAGCUCACCACAAGUUACAUUACAAGAAACAGAAACAAUAAUUACGGAAAUCUUUGAAACCAUUUCUGAAGAUCAAACUCAAUCUGCCUCCAUAAACAAUCAAGAUGAACAUGAACCAAAGUCUGAUGUUGAUGAUGAUGAUGAUGAUGAGGUGUCACAUGACAUGGAGGAACCUGAACAAAAUGAUGAAAAAUCUGAAUCAUGUUCAGAUAGGAUACAUGGUAUGGAGAUAGAGGUUAAAGAAUGUAAAGAAACAGAAGAAACAAUCAAGAAAGAAAAAGAAGAAGAAGAAGUAGAAAUCAAUCUUCAAGAAUCUGAUUCAGAAAGACCUGAAGUUAUCAUUCAAAUGGAAACAGGAACAUCUGAAGAAGCAAAGGACAUGAAUGAUGAAGGUAAAGAAACUGAGGCAAGAAAAGAGGUGGAAAAAGAAGAAGAAAAGAAGGUUGAAGAAGCAACAAAUGAAGAAAGGGAAAGAGAGAGAAAUAGAUUAGUAGUAGAAAGGGCAAUUCGGGAAGCUCGUGAGCGUUCAUUUAAUGAAGCUAGAGAAAGGGCUGCUGUUGAAAGAGCUACAGCUGAAGUUAGACAAAGAGCAAUGGCAGGUGUUCAAGAAAAAGCUGCCAUGAAAGCUUCUGAAAUAGCUUCAAAGCUUAAAGCAGAACGUGCUGCAGUUGAGAGAGCUACUGCUGAAGCUAGAAAAAGAGCUUUAGAAAAAGCAAUGUCUCAAAAGAAAGUGUCUGAAUCAAGAACUGAAGUCACCGAUGUUAGAAAAACAUCUUCUGAUUUACACAUUUCAAAUGGAACAAGUGGAGAAUCGGCUCAGAGAAGUAAAGCAAUAUUAGAAAAGCAUAAUAGGAUCAAGGAAAAUGUGGCCAAAGCUCUUGCAGAGAAAGAAAAGCGUGAUCAGCUUGCCCAAAAAGAACAAGCUGAAAGAAGCAGAAUAGCUGAUAAUCUUGAUGCUGAUAUCAAAAGAUGGUCAUCUGGGAAAGAAGGAAACUUACGCGCAUUACUUUCAACUCUGCAAUAUAUUCUUGGACCUGAGAGUGGUUGGCAAUCUGUGUCACUGACAGAAAUCAUAACCACAAGUGCAGUUAAAAAAGCUUACAGAAAGGCCACUCUUUGUGUUCAUCCUGAUAAGCUGCAACAAAGAGGUGCAAGUAUUCAACAAAAGUAUAUAUGUGAAAAAGUUUUCGAUCUUUUGAAGGCGGCUUGGAACAGAUUUAACUCAGAGGAGAGAUAGCAGCAGCCUUUGAAGCAGAAACAGGAACAAUUUGUUUCAGUUAAUUAUGAAUUAAUUUUUGAAGAAUUGUUUGAAUAUUUUUUGUAAGUCAUUUACCAGAUCUGGGAAAUAUGUGUUAUAUGACUGGAAGUGUACAUGUACAUACAUUUACUUCCCAUUUUGAUGUUUGAAUGUUUGGAUAUGAAUAUGAAUAUGAAUAUGAAACUACAGUAGGAGAUUGUUGUUUCAUGAAUACAUAAUCUUUUCAUGAAU
Messenger RNA from Lactuca saligna, 4179 nucleotides. Lineage: Eukaryota; Viridiplantae; Streptophyta; Magnoliopsida; Asterales; Asteraceae. The record is from the annotation of a GenBank genome assembly.